Varroa destructor (honeybee mite) is the source of this 3489-nucleotide messenger RNA. RefSeq lists its product as uncharacterized. Gene Ontology annotation, cellular component: nuclear membrane. NCBI's taxonomy places the organism in Eukaryota, Metazoa, Arthropoda, Arachnida, Mesostigmata, Varroidae. Gene Ontology annotation, biological process: nuclear migration along microtubule. Gene Ontology annotation, molecular function: lamin binding; actin filament binding. The record is from RefSeq and is a predicted model, not a curated record.
UCCGCGCCCGCACCAAUACCAGGACCUCAGCACGCGGGUUUUGAGGGCGGUGACUCCGAUAGUAAAUGCGCCAAUUUUCUGCAGGGUCAUCUCCUGUCGUGUGAGUUGACCUGCAAAAUUCUGUGAACUACGAUGUCUCUAGAAGUGUUAAAAGGUUGGUGGUUGCAUUUGACCAAUUCGUGGCACCGGACCACAGCCGCAACCGAUUGGAGUCAGGAUGUGCUUAAGCCGGAUCACAUGACCAUUGUUGUCUCCGCGCUUACGGCAAGCGCCGUUUUGGUUAUCGUUAUCUGCAAGUUCCUUUGGCCAGUUCUUCCCGUGCGGGUACGAUGCUGGUUCUGUGGUGGCCUAAACCGGCUUCCUCUGGCCAACCGAAACCAUUUUGAUUGUUUGCAUUGCGAACAGUACAAUGGUUUUUCUGCUCUCGGUGACUACAAUAAGGAUAUUCCUGCGCAGAGGGAUCCCAGGAUGAAUGUUUUUUCAGUAGGGGCCACCCCGUCUGGAAAAACCCUUAAGAUGUAUCAUAAUGGGCUUUGUGAGUUGUGCAACCAUCGGCAGGCCAUUAAAGUGAAAUGCCGUAAUCAAUUCGAGCCUAAAGAUUCAGUCAAUGAGGAGACAGAAUUCAAAGAAUACUGUCGCCGUUUGGAGACCAUCCAUCCGCUCUGUACGGCUUGUAAAAACCAUGUUCGAACCAGGCUUGCUUAUCAGGACGCAAAGCUGUUGCCCCAUGUAAUGUCGCUCGAAGCAUCUCGUUGGUAUAGGCGUCUUGAGCGGUUCAUUAACUCGGAGUUGACAGAGUUAAUCGUGUGCGCUAUAUCAGCAAUUUCAUUUGCGCCUUUAUUUGACGAAGGCUGGACUAGGCUCGUACCCUUUUCGGCUGCCCUAGUACUGAUAUUGUCCGGGGUUGUCCACAACAGAGCUCUGUUGUGGACGAUAAUUUUAAGGAGCGUUUCGGUUGCCGUUCAGUUAACGAUGAAUGGUUCAACACUGUUGCCCGUGGUAACCAGCAAGAUUGUGCAUCCAUUAUCGCUUACCGUCCUGAAUGCCUUUUCGAUAGUUUGUGGGCUUGUCGCUUUUGUGAAGCCUAUUGAAUCUUUUAUUGCAAGACUUUGUGGGCGUAAAAGGCCUCUUUUAAAAGCGACCUUUACUGCUUUACCCGACCUGUCAAAGGCUUUAGCUCCGCUUUUGUCCCCUGCAUAUCGCACCUUUCUGCGCACCCGCGACUGGACCUCCUGGGCACCCUUUGAUUUAGGAUCACGCAUUAGUUCUCUCAGUCUGGGGUCCGCCAGACGAUCAUCGCCAGGAUUUGGCAUGUCUGCUUCCACAUUUGGUCCUAUCAAGCCAGCGUCAACACCGAGAGCAUAUUCAGACCUCAUUAGUGGACUAUUUGGUGGAAGACGGAGCAGCGGUGCUCGUAGUAAUAGAUUAGAGUCACUUUGUAAUAUAUCACCUUUCGAAAAUGCGUCGGGCCCCCCUAGGAAUGCCAGUGUAUUGCGGCCCAGCAGACUUAGCGAUCUCUUCGAUAGACGACAGAACAAUGAGAGAAAACGGCAAAAGUGCUCCAUAAAACAGUCACAAUUCUUUGAGGAAAACUAUAAUAAUCUAACACCGCCGCCAAGCCAAGACAGCUCAUUGACGUCUAGUGAGGAAUCCGUGUAUCCUUCAGCGUCCCGGCAAGCAAACUCAUUCUACAAUACACCGACGCAGUAUCAACGUAGUUGGCCCCAUACUGAAAUUCGCAGCGGACUAAACGGAUUAGUCAGCGGGAAAUCUGAAUACAAGGAUUGGGAUGCCCGUACCACACACACCGUAUACAGCACAGUGAUACACGAGCACAACGGUUCGUCUGCGAAAGCUCUUUGGGCUAUUGCUUUUCUUUUGGCAACUGCGCUUCUGAAGCUUUGUUGGGCUGAUUUAACUAGUUUAGGGAACGCCGUGUUUAUGUAUAGUGCCACCUUAGCAAAAUAUUUUUCUCUCAAUGGUGACGUGGUAUGCCCUGCACAGUAAACUCUACUCAAAAGAGAAACUUGUAAAGGAUGCCUUUUGAAAUGACUGAAUAAACAAACCCUUUAGAAGAUUUAUUACGUUUAGUUAACAAGCAGCGAGGGUUUCUUUGUGCACUAAUAAUACUAAUAGUUAGAGUGUAACACAUUUGUACAUUAAAACAUUAUUAUUAAGAUAUAAAUCGCUUUAUCAUUGAGAGAUCUGUGCGGCGGGAUACCCUAAAAGUAUAGUGUACCUCUUCUUUGUACAGAAAUAGUAUACAAAUUUUCAUAAAUUUGUCUAACUGUAGAUGCGUUCAGUUUUUCCAGUUCCUGGAGAAAAUUACCUUCGGGAAAUUGGUUCAACCAAAGAACGCCAUUGUCUUGGCUUUCCCAAACUAUAUCCAUCAUGUUGUUGUUUUUAUUUGCCGGUGUCAUUCAGAUAGUGCGCCUAGAAAAUGUUAGCCAUGUUCAUUAAAAUAAAUUGCUCGGAAGCAGGACAAAUUCGAUGGAAAGUAGCGGGGUUACUCAGUGUAACGCAUAUGCGAGUUCACAUUCGGGUAGGCGAUAGAUCCCAAACAAGAAUUUCGAGAUAUUGUGAGCUUUCCUACAGCUCAUUUUCAACUGUUGCCUUUAUCGGUAGUUAAGUUGUUGUAUGCUAAAAAAGAAGACUCAGUUGUUGAAAUGGGGAAACUAAGCCACUAAUAAUAUAUUAUCUUGGUUAUUUACAAUAAUCAGUAGGCACAAUGUGUAUAAUCCUAUCUGUUCCUCAAGCCAAGUGGCGUGGCAGAAUUGUUGAGGUAUUGCUUAGGCUCAGUUCACGUGCACUGUUUGUCACUGCCUAAGAUGUUUGAAUUUAAAUAGAUUUCAAUGUACUCCUAUUUGUAGUUUUCUGCAAAACCAAUUUGCAAGUAUUCGUUGUAUAUAAAUAUACUAUAAGUAAUGCAAGGCAAUAUUGAGUGCCACUGUAAGAUACGAGACAAAGGAUAAAGUGAGAUUAAGAGGAGAGGUGCACAUACAUUCUACAUAUCAAUAAUUGCUCGUUAACUUUUGGAGCAUUACAUAUAACGAAAUAUUUACUACCUGUGAAGGAAUUCUAGGUGCGCAUUUAGAUGCAUUCUGAAUGAUUUAGCUACUAACAGGAACAGAAUACGCCAUCGUUGUAAGAUGAACUUGUCAUACCGGAAAGUUGUAUAUACAUUAAAUAAAAUAUUAGUACGAACUAAUCGUAAUAAUUGAUAACAAGAAUCACGAUGGAUAUAAAGCACAAUCUCUUACUUUCUGUUAACGGAAAUAGCCGCUAAUUAAGCAACGAGAGUAAGUCUUGAUUCUUCGUCCACUUUGCAUAGAGAUGACAAAAAUGGUGAUGGUUUUCCGCAAGACAUCUCUACCAAGUGAUUGUUCAUGAGAAUAAUAUGAAUGAUAGAGUGUAUGGGAACGCGAUUAAAGUAAACCAAAUAUUAAUGACGUGUACAGUAAACGUAUUAUGCAAAUAAACGAACUUAUU